Messenger RNA from Prorocentrum cordatum, 1099 nucleotides. The record is from the annotation of a GenBank genome assembly. NCBI's taxonomy places the organism in Eukaryota, Dinophyceae, Prorocentrales, Prorocentraceae.
GCACCGCACGCGGCAAAGGAUCUGAGAAGAAGGAGCUUGAUCUGGUCGAAGGCACACGCCGAGGAUAUUGCGCUGGUCUGUUCAGGGCCAUGAGGCAUCAUUCGACAAAUUGCCCGCUACAGCAAAGCGAGGCGAAGAAAGCAAACCCGUGGCUGCUGUGCAGCAGCGGGCGGAGCUAACAACAAGUGUGUCUCGCAAGGCUCUCUGGCGAAUCCCUGGGCGCUCCUUGGCACCACAGGCACGCCCAAAAUUCAAUAGCAUUCUCAUCUUGAUUGAAGUGCAUUCUAGAACCUAGAGCUCGAGGCUAUGACUUUAUGCGUUCUACAUAUCCACCGCCUCGGGAGCUGGUGCCCCAAGGCACGGGAGACCAUCCAUGUCUAUCCUGGGGCUUCGCUCCCCAAGGCAGCGGAUACAUGCAUAAACCCUGGCCUUGGACAAGGCUGUCCGCGUAAUCAGCGCGUAACGGCAAAGGUGGUGAGACCUUGGAGGCGGCGAGGGGUGGCUAUGUCUAGAUCCCCGCCUCACAAAAGUGAGACCAGUGCAGUCCUCGUGCGGCCCCCAGCGCGUCUGCGAAGGCUGGCCGCCGCGCGCGCCGCACCUGGCCGCGUGCAGCGUCCCGUCGCAGCGCUCACUGCCACAACGCGGGCCCUCAUCUCCCCGGGGCGCGCGUCGCUCCUGCUCUGCCUCGAGGGCGCCGCCGACGGUGCGCGGGCCGUGCCCCUCGCGGCCACCACGCCGCCCGCGCCACCCGAGGACAGCUCGCCCCACAGCCCGGAAAGGGGCCCACGGGCUGCGGACCUCUAGGACGCUCCACGCCCUCGCGGUCUGGACUCCAGGGCGAGACCCCGCGGAUACGCGGUCGCGCGGACACGUUCCGCGCCGGGCAUCCGCGAACAGGAGCGGCCCGCAUCCGCGGGAACGCGCACGGGCCCCCCCGCCUGCCAUAUGCAGCAGGUGCCGCGCAGCUGCGCCCGCCGCGGCGGCCUGCGUGCCGGCGGCGGCGCCCGCCGCUCGGAAGGCUCGAGAGGCUGGAGGGUCCAAAGGCUCGAAGGCUCUCGGAAGGCUCGAGAGGCCGCUCGGAAGGCCGCUCGGAAGGCUC